Molecule: messenger RNA, 1401 nt
Organism: Brassica oleracea var. oleracea
Lineage: Eukaryota; Viridiplantae; Streptophyta; Magnoliopsida; Brassicales; Brassicaceae
Exons: 7
Coding region: 60-1310 (416 amino acids)
Source: RefSeq, a predicted model, not a curated record
UCAGAAUCAUUCACUCACAUAAUACAUCUCUUCUAUCUCUCUUUCACUACCUUUGCGACAUGGUGACGACUCUGCCGUUCUUGAAUGUAACUUCCAUCCCAUCUCCGGCGUCCAAAACUUUUCUCCGACGACGUAACACUGCUUCCCACCAAAACUCUCACGCCUUCUCUAUUGGAGAAGUCUCUUCACCCCUUAGCUCCUCUUCUUCAUCGCAUUCAUCUCGGUUCUGUCGUGAGAUAUUUGUCAGACCGGAAGUAUCAUCUCCGACCCGAUUGGUUACAGUGAGAUCGCUGUUAAGCACGCCUCUAAUUUCUCCUAAUGAUCAAUGGGGAAUGUGGACUGCACUUUUCGCCACUGGAACUUUCGGUCUUUGGUCAGAGAAGACCAGAAUUGGAAGUGCGAUGAGUGUGCACUUGGCAGAUUUGCGCCGUGUCAUCCAAUCUACUGGAAAACUUCUCCUUGCUUUUCUUAUCGGAUCACUGGCUACAACAGUUGGUACAGUUUUGGCUUACGUUCUGGUACCGAUGAAAUCGCUUGGUUCUGAUAGUUGGAAGAUAGCAGCUGCCCUUAUGGGAAGACAUAUUGGUGGAGCUGGAAACUACAUUGCAAUAGCGAAAGCUCUUGAUGUUUCGUCUUCAGUAAUAGCAGCUGGACUUGCUGCGGAUAGCGUAAUAUGCGCUUUCUAUUUCAUGACAUUGUUCGCUUUAGCUUCUAAAAUACCUGCUGAAUCUUUACUACCACAAACUAGUGAUUGUGUGAAGCUGAACGAAGGCAGAGAUAAAAUCUCUGUGAUACAAAUGGCUACAGGAAUAGUUGUGUCUUUAGCUAUAUGCAAAGUUGCAACUGUUUUCACAAAGUAUUUCGGUAUUUCGGGUGGUAGCUUACCAGCAAUUACUGCUAUAGUUGUUGUUUUAGCAACUAUAUUUCCGUCUCAGUUUGACCAUCUAGCACCAGCUGGAGAAGCAAUGGCUCUAGUUCUCAUGCAGGUGUUUUUUGCAGUGUUGGGAGCUAGUGGUAACAUAAGGAGUGUAAUAGACACAGGACCAAGCAUAUUUAUAUUUGCUUUGUUACAAAUAGUGAUACAUAUGGGGGUGUUACUGGGAAUAGGAAAAGUGAUGAAAAUAGAGCUAAAGCAUUUGCUUCUUGCAUCAAACGCUAAUGUUGGAGGCCCCACAACUGCUGCUGGAAUGGCCACAGAAAAAGGAUGGAGCUCGUUGAUAGUCCCUGGGAUUCUUGUCGGAAUAUUUGGGAUUGCCAUUGCUACGUUUUUAGGAAUUGGAUUUGGGGUUAAGGUCCUCAAGCUCGUGUGAUGUUUAAGCAUAUUUUAAGUUACAAGCCUACCUGUUUUUUUUUUCCGACACCAGCUUACCUGUUUAAAAAAUGUAAUGUUGAAUUUGGUAU